AUGGGUGAUCGAUCGUGUAAUACGGUUCCUAUCGUCCUGAAAAACUUCAAUUACGAGCAUGAUAUAGAUUAUGCUCUAAAGAUGUGCCGAUGGGCUCUGAAAUGUCUCGGACUUUGGCCGCUCGUUUCUGAUCGUACCAGGAAACAGGAAAAAGUCAUUUCAACCAUAUUACUUGCAACGUGGUUCUUCGAUUUGCUGUUCUCUCUCAUACCUCCCAGUUGUUACAUCAUUUUCCAAGAGAAAAAUCUGUACAGAAGAGUGAAGCUGCUCGGACCUGUUGGCUUUUGCAUGUCGUCCACGUUUAAAUACAGUUAUCUUGUUCUGAAAGGAACGGUUUUCGGGCGUUGUAUCGACCAUGUAGAGAGAGACUGGCAAGUUGUAGACAACCCCAUCCAUCGCAACAUCAUGUUAAAACAAUCAUCUAUUAGCAGACAUCUAAUCGCUUUAUGCGCAAUUUUCAUUUACACGGGCGGUAUAUCCUAUCAAACGGUGAUGUCGUUCUUGUCCAAAGGACGCGUUGUAGGAAAUCGCACGAUGAAGCCCCUGAUGUAUCCUGGCUACGAUACUUUCCUUGAUACGCAGUCGAGUCCAACUUACGAGAUUAUAUAUUCCAUUCAUUGGAUUUCCGGCCUUAUCAAGUAUAGCGUUACAACAGCUGCGUACAGUUUGGCUGUAAUCUUUGUGACACAUAUCUGCGGACAAAUUCAGAUCCAGACAGAACGAUUGAAGAACUUAGUUCGACGAAAUGAAAAGGAAGGUUCUCGUCAUGACUUUUUGGCCGUCAUUGUUCGAGAUCACGUCAACGCAUUGAGGUUUUCUAGGGACGUCGAGGAAGCUUUGCGUGAAAUAUGCCUGACGGAAAUCGUAGAGUCUACGUUAAUUAUAUGUUUACUAGAAUGCUAUUGCUUGAUGGAAUGGGAAAACAGCGACGUGAUAUCAAUAUUAAUGUAUUUCAUAUUGCUGACCUCCUUUACUUUUAAUAUCUUGAUAUUUUGUUACAUAGGUCAAGUCAUGUCCGAAGAGUGUACUCAAAUCGGUCCAGCUGCUUAUGAAAUCGAAUGGUACACUUUACCGCCAAAGGAAGCUAGCGAUCUUAUUUUUCUAAGUGUUAUGUCGCAGUAUCCACCUAAACUAACGGCAGGGAAAAUAUUCGAAUUAUCUCUGAAUACUUUCGUCAAAGUGAUGCAGACGUCGGUAGUUUAUUUGAAUUUGCUUCGUACAAUUGCCGAUUGGUAAAGAAUCUUUCUUUCGUCAGAAAUGAUAAAUUGCGUUAAAUCUCUUUGAUAUUUUAUUCUCAUCCUAAUUUUGUUAAUUACCACUGAUUUUGCACAUUUACCAAUCACGAGACUUGAUAUUUCAAGAAUGCACCGAACUAUUCCAAACGCUUGCAUUUUAGUAAAUUCACUUUACACAACUACAUAAAAUACAGCAUGAUUCGUUUCGAAUCCAAUCACCUAAAAGCCGUGACAGGAUGUUUGACUGACGCUUGGUCUGUGUAUGCGUGUAUUUAUAGAAGAACAAAAUGGACAAUAAUAUUAUACACGAAACAAUUUCUUGUGAUUUACUGAUACAAAUAACAUCAAUAUUAAUCUACCGAUGCAAAUUCUGCGAUACGCGCGUGUACUUACUUCAUAAAUAUUUCCGAAUAAUAAUAAUUAAAUUGAUUACCUUCUGAACAAGAAUACGUACAAACCGUAUGCUUCCCUAAAACUAAAAACACUUGAUCGUCGUUCUCGUCUGCA
This is a messenger RNA of Hylaeus anthracinus, 1742 nucleotides long. Its product is annotated as odorant receptor 67c-like. The coding region runs from base 1 to 1236 and encodes 411 amino acids. The record is from RefSeq and is a predicted model, not a curated record. The transcript is spliced from 5 exons. Gene Ontology annotation, molecular function: odorant binding; olfactory receptor activity. Lineage: Eukaryota; Metazoa; Arthropoda; Insecta; Hymenoptera; Colletidae. Gene Ontology annotation, biological process: detection of chemical stimulus involved in sensory perception of smell; sensory perception of smell. Gene Ontology annotation, cellular component: plasma membrane.